Spodoptera exigua (beet armyworm) is the source of this 1799-nucleotide messenger RNA. The record is from the annotation of a GenBank genome assembly. NCBI's taxonomy places the organism in Eukaryota, Metazoa, Arthropoda, Insecta, Lepidoptera, Noctuidae.
UUCCGAAUUAGUACGAUCUCGUCGUUUGAUUAUAGCGUACCGGACGCAGAAUCAAGUUAGCGCCGUGGCCAUAAGCGUAUACGCAAAAAUAAUAAUUCCUAAAUAAAAUAUUAAAUAACUAUGACGGCAGUAAAAAGUGAAGAAAGUGACAAUAAAAGUGAUAUUUUUACAAAAAUUGAACGUUUUGGAAGAUAUCAGACUGUACAAUACAUUUUUGUUUGUUUAACUUUAUUUAUGAUUUCUAUGACACACGUGAAUUACGUGUUUGUGGCCGAAAAUGUUAAUUACAGAUGUCGUGUCCCCGAAUGCGAACAAGAGAAUCAAAAGAUGGAAAUACCCACAUGGUGGCCAGAAGACAUCGAUCAUAAGUGCUACAAACCCAUACUAAACACCAAAAAAAUGGCUCUGUUCAAUGGAACUUGUUCCAAUUCUUCCUUCAGUGGAGUAAUAGAAGAGUGUCAGCAUUGGAUCUACGAAAACAACAAUUCUAUAGUAGCUGAGUUAAACUUGGCGUGCCAGCCGUGGAAGGUUAAUUUAGUAGGAGGCAUCCACAAUGCAGGGAUGAUAGUAUCCAUGAUAUUCACUGGAUUGAUAGCUGACAAAAUCGGAAGAAAACCAACCUUCAUAGUUUGCGCCGUUGGUGCAAGUAUUGGAGUUUUUAAAAUAUUCAUGACCAACUAUUAUUGGUACCUGGCGUUAGAAUUUUUAGAAUCUGUUUUGGGAUCUGGUCUUUACACAGUGGGAGUAGUCUUGUUAAUCGAAGUAGGAGGAAGUUCCAAAAGAGUACUAGCAGGCAUCAUUUUUUCCUAUGCCGUUUACAUUGGUGAAAUAGUAUUCGCAUUCCUAGCAAUGAGCCUUCAAUAUUGGAAAUGGUUGAUACUGGUGGUCUAUGCACCAAUGUUGCUCUUUAUUCUAUACUUUCUCUGUCUAAGAGAAAGUACAAGAUGGCAAAUGAUUCGCGGCAGACUGCAAGAAGCAAAAGAAACCUUAAAGAUUAUGGUAAGAACGAAUAAAAUCGAUUUAUCAGAGAAAGAAAUAGAAGACGCAAGUGAUGACCAAAUGCGACUGAUGUUCGAUGUAGUAGAACAAAAAGAAAAGGAAGACAUGAAAGUCAUUAUAGGGUCGAAAGAGAUAAUGACUCGUUUGUCAGUUUCGUCAUUCUGCUUUUUCACUUCAAGUUUCCUGUACUAUGGAUCCCUAGUCCACGUAGUUCUGUUACCAGGAAAUAAAUAUACCAAUUUUAUUCUAUCUGCAUUUACGGCGUUCCCAGGAGAAAUGGUAGCUUAUUACACGUUUAACAAGUAUGGAAGAAGAAUAACUUUGCAAUGUGGUUAUUUGCUUUCUGCAGUAUUUCUUAUUGCUCAGAAUUACUGCCCAUCUUCACUAUCUUGGUUGAAGGUGAUACUAUUCUUGAUCGGAAAACUUGGAGUCGUGAUCUGUUUCACUGGAAUUUACACCUACAGUCUGGAAUUAUUCCCUACCAGUGUCAGAGGGACUUUAUUAGGCUGGGGGAACACAGCUGCCAGGAUUGGGAGUAUGUUAGCGCCUUUAACACCUUUAUUGAUUACUGAAAUACCAGCACUUCCAUCGUUCCUGUUUUCAUCAUGUGCAGUGAUGGCUGCGCUUCUGUUAACAUUCACGCCGGAGACCAAAAACUUGCCUAUGUUUGACACAGUUGCUCAAGUUGAUUCCUACAAAACUUCACAGUUCAAAGAAGAAAACGUGGAAACAGUAACGGUGCCAAAUAUAAUAUCUACGAAAUUAUAAAAAUAACGAAUGGUACUUAUUUAAACUAUACG